Neoarthrinium moseri is the source of this 918-nucleotide messenger RNA. RefSeq lists its product as uncharacterized. The coding region runs from base 1 to 918 and encodes 305 amino acids. Lineage: Eukaryota; Fungi; Ascomycota; Sordariomycetes; Amphisphaeriales; Apiosporaceae. The transcript has a single exon. The record is from RefSeq and is a predicted model, not a curated record.
AUGGCGACAACAUCCAUAUACAAAUUGGCCGACGGUCGCGAUCUGUCGUACGCCACAUACGGGUCGGAGUCUAGUACAGCUCCGGUGGUCUUCUACUUCCAUGGCUUCCCCGCCAGCCAUCCGGAGGCGCUGAUGUAUGACGCCGCGGCCAAAAAGCAUGGUAUCCGCCUCGUCGCGGUAGAUCGCCCCGGGAUGGGCUCGUCAACAUUCCAACCCAAGCGUCGCUUUUUGGACUGGCCUGCAGAUCUUUUGGCACUCGCGGACCAUUUGAACGUACAAAGGUUCGCCCUUCUAGGCACGUCAGGGGGCGGACCAUAUGUGUUCGCAUGUUGGCGUGAGAUCCCACGCUCUCGGUGCGUAGGAGCAGGCAUCGUGUCGAGUCUUUACCCAACGAGUUUGGGUACUGCUGGCAUGCUCCUUGAGGCCCGCGUUUUGCUCUGGGUUGCACCUUGGCUUACAGGCCUCGUCGCAAUGGGGCUAGAUAAAGGACUCGGAGUCAUGGCGAGGGACAAGGAACAUCCCGAAAAGUUCGAACAGGCUGUUGCCGACAACCUCAAAUCGCGGCCGCCGGUAGACCGAGCUCUCUGGGAGAACGAUGUGGGAAAUUUCCGGAAGAGCCUUGUGGAGAGUCUCAGAGGAGCGUUGCAGAAUGGUGGGCAGGGUGCUGCUUGGGAGGCAAGGAUGCUCGGCAGUAAUUGGGAUUUUAAACUUGAGGAGCUCCAGGUUUCGCCCGGGCAAUUGAUUAUAUGGCACGGCGCCCAUGAUAUCAACGUGCCAGUACCGAUGGCGGAGAAGGCUGCAAAACUGAUCCCACAUGCACAGUUGCGACUUUCACAGGAAGACGGCCACGCUAGUUUACCCACGAACAAGGCAGACGAGAUUCUGGAGAGCCUCGCCAUGAUGCUUUCUCAGAAGUAA